This is a messenger RNA of Pelobates fuscus (common spadefoot toad), 1241 nucleotides long. RefSeq names its product SYS1 golgi trafficking protein (gene SYS1). The coding region runs from base 345 to 815 and encodes 156 amino acids. The transcript is spliced from 2 exons. Gene Ontology annotation, biological process: Golgi to plasma membrane protein transport; protein localization to Golgi apparatus; Golgi to endosome transport. Gene Ontology annotation, cellular component: Golgi membrane; trans-Golgi network. NCBI's taxonomy places the organism in Eukaryota, Metazoa, Chordata, Amphibia, Anura, Pelobatidae. The record is from RefSeq and is a predicted model, not a curated record.
AUGAGGAGGCCAGGGGGAGGGGCCUGUAAGUGACGUUAUUUCCGGUAAGAGGAAAGACGCAGGCUGACCGGACCGGAAGUGACGUAUUCCGCCAGCUGGUGUGAUGGCGAACGCUGUGGAGUGCGGAGGCCGGAACUGCCGCCAGAGGUGAUCAACCCGCUCGCCGUGUUCCUCCCCAGUCACCCCACCCGGGAAGCCAGGAUGCGGUAAGAAUGGAGUUCGUGUUUGGCCAUUGGAGCCUCCUUCACUGUGCGAGGGGGAUGGGAUAUCACAGCACACAGAGCUUGUGAUAACUGCCGGUGAAACUUCCCCUGGUAUUACUGCUUUUUAACGGUCUUCUAAGAAUGGCUGGACAAUUCCGCAGCUAUAUAUGGGAUCCAGUCCUUAUCGUAUCCCAGAUCGCCUUAAUGCAAUGCAUCUACUAUGGCUCCUUGGGACUCUGGCUUGCAGCCCUGGACUUACUGACAGCAAAUAGCCCUUCACUCGACCAGAUAUUUAAUUAUGAGAUUUUAGGAUUUUCAUCCGAUUCUGGAAGAGUCUCCAUGAUGGCUUUCAUCCUGAACUCUCUCACUUGUGCUCUGGGUUUGCUGUAUUUUAUCCGCAGAGGAAAGCAGUGCCUGGAUUUUACUGUGACAGUACACAUGUUUCACCUGUUUGGGUGUUGGUUUUAUAUCUCCCGUCUCCCUGCUACAAUCACUUGGUGGCUUCUGAACCUUGUCUGUAUUGCCUUAAUGGCAGUCAUUGGAGAGUAUCUCUGCAUGCGAACUGAACUCAAUGAAAUUCCUCUCAAUUCAGCCCCUAAAUCUAAUGUCUAGACUUAUUAAACUCCAGUGGACGUUUAUAGCAUACCUCUCGAAAGUGUUUCUAACACUUCGUUUAUGCCCCUUUAUGAUCCUGGGCUAUUGACCAGGUUGUGGACAACUCUCCUAAAACCUAUUUUUCAUGGUCUUCAAUGAAAAGUGAAAAUGACUUUACAUUUCCAUCUUCCUUUGCACACGUUUUAUUUAACUGAUAUAGCUACUGACCGAUUUAUUUCAACUAUGUUGUGUUUGUUUUUCUUUUGUUUUUUAUUAUUAUUAAAUGUAAAGUAAGCCCCUCUCUAACUCAUGUGAUUUAGCUUAAGUGGGGAAGUUAUAAAGAUCCAAAUGAGAUCAUGUACAAAAAAAAUGUUUAGAUCACCAGCUGUCAAACUUUAAAUUAUUUGCAGGCAGGAAAAUAAACCGGAGGAAAUUGGUAUGAAA